AUGGCUCAACUCGAACGCCCUCAGAGACCUGGUGUUGAAACUUCAAAAACUCCCACCAUCCAUACCAUGGAACAACUCCUCCGAGGAGAAGGGUCUAAAGUGUCACCAAAAGGUUCUAAGCUAUCGCCAACAGGUUCUAAGAUGUCAACCAACACUGCCACCUUGUCCUCCUCCUCCACCUCCUCCACUUCUUCUAAUUCAUCACCUUUUUUCAAUAAGUUGAGGCACCAUGACUCGGAAGAAGACCAUAGCCCGAACCAGAAGAAAUCAGUCCUUGCCAAAGUGAAGGAGAAGGCUAAGAAAUUGCGUCACAGCCUCAGCAAGAAAAAGCACGACGAUGGAAACCAAACUCCCUCACCCGGCUCUGGCUUGGAAGACGAAGGAACACACGACGAAGCUGAAUACCAUGGAGCUCCAAGUAAUCAAGACCUUAACUUUCAAUUUUCUGAAAAGGUUUCUCUUAACUUUGAUCUUAUGUUGCUGUGUAAAAUUAUUAUUUCAGUGUAUGAAUCUGAGAAGGCACAUCAACCAAAAUCAGGUCUAGGAAUGCAAGAAAAAUGUUUAACUCGGUCAUUCUCCAAGAGAACAACUCAUCCAGCAACUGUGGCUAAUGCUGCAGCUGGAGCUGCUACUAGCACCAAUACUAUUGAUGCCGGUUCGAACAGGGUAGCGACGACUAGAACCUUAGCUCAUGAACUGAACAAAGGAUCACAUUCUAUGACUUCCAAGUUUCAAGGCCUCACUAUUUACAAACCUGAUGAGCUUCACACUUCAACAUCACCAAAGGAUGGAACUCAAAGUAGUUUUUUUGUUUCUGCUCCAAGUACUCCUCCAAAGACAUCUUCCCAAACUUCUCCAAGCGCAGCACGAAUUUGGUCAGCUCCGGUGACCCCAAAAACUUUAGCUCCAGCGUCACCACAGACUCCUUCAUGUUCAUCUGCUCCAACCACUGGCAGGUAUGCCAGCCCUGGCUCGCAGAUAUGGGAUAAGGGUGUUUCGGUGAAAGAGUACUUGAUGAACAAGCUUGAGCCGGGAGAAGAUGAAAAAGCUUUGUCUCAGGUGAUAUCUGAGGCCAUGAGUCCAAAGAGAACUCCUGGUGAUGCAGGUGUGAUGGAGAAGGUGAGAGAAGCUGUAACUUCUUUGCUCCGAACUGAGGAACCAAAACAAGAAGACACAACAACCACUAUCACGACCACUGACACCAACAUUGCAAGCACAUCCUAUCAAAACCCAGUAUCUAUCAGUGCUGCUCGCAGUUCAUCUCAAAUCCCAGUAUCUACCAAUGCUCUAGAAGUGGUUCAGGAAGAAAACCAUGAAAGAAUUCUUCAGGCAAAUUGA
This is a messenger RNA of Arachis stenosperma, 1338 nucleotides long. RefSeq lists its product as uncharacterized. The coding region runs from base 1 to 1338 and encodes 445 amino acids. Gene Ontology annotation, biological process: response to abscisic acid. Lineage: Eukaryota; Viridiplantae; Streptophyta; Magnoliopsida; Fabales; Fabaceae. The transcript is spliced from 3 exons. The record is from RefSeq and is a predicted model, not a curated record.